AUGCGGCGUGAUUUGUUCACAGUUAUUCAACUGGGUGCUGGCUUCGCCUUUAUUUUCUCGGCGUUUAACUCUCAAGGAUUGAUUGAGGUGGCAGUGUUGCGAAAAAAGGCCGAGACUGCGCCGGAGACCGGAAUCACAACGAACAGUGGAUAUUACAGUCUCUCCAUUAUCUACUUCUUUUUCACAUUCUUCAACCUUGUUAUCCCAUCGAUUGUGAAGAAACUCGGAGCAAAAUGGUCGCAAAUCAUCGGUGCCGGUGGAUAUUUGUUCUUCAUGCUGACGUUUCUCUACUUGAAUGUGUAUCUGCUCUAUUUUGGAUCCGCUGUGCUUGGUGCUGGAGCUGCUUUGCUAUGGGCUGGAAACGGAUGUUAUCUCGUGGAGAUUUCACGGAGAAACAAAAUGGAACGUAACUCCGGUAUCAUGUGGGCAAUGCUUCAAUCAUCACUUAUCACAGGUGGAAUCUUUUUGAUCUACGUGCUCCGAUCAGGCGAUCUCUCUAAUUCUUUCAACUUCAUCUACAUGGCAUUUUCUGCGGUGAUUGCACUGGGAAUCGCUGUUCUGAUCUUCAUGCCAAACAAUCCAGGACAAUAUGGACAACAAAAUGAAGAUCUGGAUCACAGCAUCGAAGAACAAUUGAUCCCGCCAGAAUCAGAUAACACGCCUGUGGUCGAUCCAUCUUUUGGUGAACAACUGAAGAGCAUGAUCUCCCUUCUGCUAACCCCAAAUAUGUUAUGCCUGGCGGUUCUCUUUGUGUAUAGUGGAUUGGAAAUGACGUUCUACACAGGUGUGUACACCUCGUGCUUAUCUGCCACUCUGCCAUUGAAAGCGUUCUCGGAUCUUGUAAUCCCUUACAAUGCUCUGUUGAUCGGUGCUGGACAAAUUGUUGGAGGAGUUCUCACGGGACCUCUCGGAAGAUUGUUGAGACUCCGCAGCCAACAUAUCAUCUUUCUUGCCUUUGUUGGACAUCUCACUGCAUUCGGAUUAGUAUACCUCUGUCUUCCAUACGACUCGACCGUUCGUACAUCCGAUGCCACAACCUACAUGGCGCCAACUCUAAACCUCACUCUCAUCAUCUCCUUCCUGCUUGGUGUCUCCGAUGCAUUCUGGCAGACUCAAAUUUAUGUGACCAUCGGACAAACGUUCAAGGAGGAUCCGGUAAACGCGUUUGCUAUUUUCAAGUUCUUCCAGUCAAUGGCGGCGUGCGUCUCAUUCUUCUACAGUUCCUUUUUGUACCUUCCAUCUCAACUUUUAAUUCUGAUUGUUGGAUGUCUUGCGUCUACACUGUUCUUUUUGAAGGUCAAAUUAGAGAUCGACAGCACCAGUGUCGAAGCAGUUCGGGAAAGAGAAAUUUGA
This is a messenger RNA of Caenorhabditis remanei, 1353 nucleotides long. RefSeq lists its product as uncharacterized. The record is from RefSeq and is a predicted model, not a curated record. NCBI's taxonomy places the organism in Eukaryota, Metazoa, Nematoda, Chromadorea, Rhabditida, Rhabditidae. The transcript has 8 exons. The coding region runs from base 1 to 1353 and encodes 450 amino acids.